This is a messenger RNA of Zootoca vivipara (common lizard), 1863 nucleotides long. RefSeq names its product phospholipid phosphatase 2 (gene PLPP2). The record is from RefSeq and is a predicted model, not a curated record. Lineage: Eukaryota; Metazoa; Chordata; Lepidosauria; Squamata; Lacertidae. Gene Ontology annotation, biological process: phospholipid metabolic process; phospholipid dephosphorylation; signal transduction. Gene Ontology annotation, molecular function: phosphatidate phosphatase activity. Gene Ontology annotation, cellular component: plasma membrane.
ACUCCUUAACUCCCAGGGUUGCGGCCAGCGGACGCGGAUCUUCCGCGGUUCUUUCUCCGGCGAUGUGAGAAGCGUCGCUGCCGCCGCCUGCGCUGGAGCGCAUCACCCGCGGCCGCGAAACGAUGGAGCGCGCAACGAGGCUCUUCCUGGCGCUGGAUAUCUUAUGCCUCGUGGUUGCCUCCCUGCCGUUCAUCAUCCUGACGUUGGUGAACUCUCCCUACAAGAGGGGGUUCUAUUGCGAAGACCCCUCCAUCCGCUAUCCCUACAAGGCAGACACCAUCACCCACGGAGCGAUGGCCGGCGUAACUAUUCCUUGCACCGUUCUCAUUAUUUCUGCCGGGGAGGCAUAUCUCGUCUACACUGAGCGCUUGUACUCCCGCUCUAAAUUCAACAAUUACCUCGCCGCGCUCUACAAGGUGGUGGGGACCUUCCUGUUUGGCGGCGCCAUCAGCCAAUCACUGACAGACCUGGCCAAGUACAUGAUUGGACGCCUGCGGCCCAACUUCCUGGCGGUCUGCAAUCCCGAUUGGUCGAAAGUCAACUGCUCGGUUUAUGUCCAGCUGGAAGACAUCUGCCGGGGCAACUUCAAAGACAUAACUGAGUCCAGGUUAUCUUUCUAUUCUGGACACUCCUCAUUUGGAAUGUACUGCAUGAUGUUCCUAGCACUCUACGUCCAAGCACGCCUGGUGGGGCGAUGGGCACGCCUGGUUCGGCCUACCAUCCAGUUCUUCCUCAUCUCCUUUGCCAUCUUUGUGGGCUACACCCGGGUCUCGGACUAUAAACAUCACUGGAGUGACGUGUUGGCGGGGCUCCUGCAAGGAAUGCUGAUUGCUGUCCUCAUCGUCCGAUACGUCUCUGACUUCUUCAAGCACCGGCCCCCGUCCCUAUGUCCCGAAGACCCCACACACAAGCCCAACGUCCCCCUCAGCGAGCCGGACAGGAACCAUUACACCUACGAGGACGCGGCCUGAACUCUUGCCCGAAGUUGUGUCUCUUUUUCUGGGGGGCAGGCAGAAAGACUCGUCUGCGCCGCUCAUCCGAAAAAGCUCCUUUCCGAAAAGCGUUUUGCUUUUGAACUUUCGCGAUGGAGAUAAUUGGGAACGGCCGGAUUAUUUUUAUUUUUUACCGUUUGCUCGGAAGCCACGAUGCCCGUUAUAACUGCACGAUGUAUUUUGCACCUCUAGAUUGCACCCGAAAGAAAAAAACGAAUCAAGGAAAGGCAGGAGACGGACUCAUAACUUCUUGCAGAAGUGUGUGCUGCUUUUUUUAGUUCUUUCGUCGCGGGAAUCUCGGAAUCUCGGUUGCAUUGAAGUUGCCCCCGUCCCCUCUGUGAAUUGUUCGCACUCUUGUGCCGUUAACAGGAGCCUGGCCUGCAGUUUUUUAGCGGGGGCGGGGGGGGAGGUUUCCCGAGCUAUGCGGAAGUUUGUCAGCAGACCUGGGUAGCCAUUUAAAAAUUCUCUCCCUCCUGCUAAGUUGGCAACCCAAAUAUCCUGGCAGCAGAGCGAUAGGGUCCAGGCUGGCAAAAAACAAAAACAAAACACCCCACCAUUCCCUUAAGGCUCUCCUCCUCCCUACCUACACACAGGGAGGUUUUGGCACAGAGAUUAUGAGUAACCGGAUCGGGGCCCAUUAUCUGAAGAAGAAGAAAAAGGCUGGCAGGCUGGCAUGCAAGCGGGUGGAGAGAGGUGCCCAUGUUCAGGGAACAAGUUUGGCAACAGGUAAAGGGGGUAUUGGAGGGGGGGAAUCUCUUUUUAGCCCAUGACGGCUUGGAGAAACUUCAAAUUCCAAGCCCGGGGUUUCCGCCACCCGACGAAAUAAGAGGAGAAUUCAAUAAAGAGGAGGAAAAUCUUGCAGCGAACCUGA